Messenger RNA from Effrenium voratum, 357 nucleotides. NCBI's taxonomy places the organism in Eukaryota, Dinophyceae, Suessiales, Symbiodiniaceae. The record is from the annotation of a GenBank genome assembly.
AUGGUGGACUGGUGGAAUGAGGAUCAUGAGUUUAACUAUGUGGAGGGCUGUGCCGCGGUGACCUGCGUCCUGCUGGAGCUCUUGUUCGACACUUUCUGGCACAUGCUUUCCAAACCCGCGGCCACCUCCUAUUACUACGGUCAGCUGCACGAGGCGGCGUACGAGCCGAACCAUCGAAACGACGACGAGUCUGGACGCUUAGUGCACGUGCGGCUAUACAAGGAGCUGGCGAACAAGAUGGGCUCGGAGUUCAUGUCGCUGGGGUUCAUCGCCUUCCUCAUUUUCUGCAGGGCCCUCGGCAGGUCGAUCUGGGAUUGUCAACCCGCGUGCGGGUUCAGAUGUGCAACUUAUGUGUGA